AUGUCUACUCAAUCAGACUUCUACCCCAUUGUUGGGAUCCAAGAUGGCCUAGAUCCUGACGUCAACGCUCAACUUCGAGAAGUUCCAGUUCGUAUGGACAUUGACGAUUGGUUUCUCUCCAAGGAGCUUGUCCAUAUAAACCAACGUGCUUUAUUCUUUCCUGCCUUCUGGAAUCUUUCUCAGAUGUCUCCGCAUGAAAAGCUGUCGUGGUUCCAGCUUGCUGGUAUUCAUGGAAAGCCUUACAUUGCAUGGGACGAGCCGCCUCAAGAGGGAAAGACUGCAGGGUACGGAUACUGUACACACAACAGUAUUCUCUUCACCACCUGGCACCGUCCAUACAUGUUACUUUGGGAGCAAGUCAUCUACGAGCUCAUGAAGGUUGAAGCUGAGAGUUUUACUGAUGAGAAGGAGCGUAAAGAACUCCUCGAAGCUGCCAAGUCAUGGAGAUUCCCCUACUGGGACUGGGCGGCGAAGAAACCAGACUCUAACAACCCAGAAGGCAAGCGAGACUACAACGUGCCGCUUGUCAUCCAAACCCAAAAGGUCUCUGUCAGACUCCCCAGUGGCCUUGGAUUUGGAGAGGUCGAGAAUGCAUUCUAUCAAUUCACUAUGCCUGGAAUGAAAGCUAUGGGUGAUGACAGUCUCGGUAACAAAGAUCCGCUCCUCGAUCUGAGAAUCACACCCAGUAAGUCUGGAGCCUACUCUAUACCGUUCGAUAGAUGUGUCGCUACAAGCCGAUGGGCUCAAGGUACUGGCAUCAACCAAGAGUGGAUUGACGGCAAGCAGAACAACAAUUUCAUCGUCGACAGCCUCCGGGAUUAUCGAUGGGAUCCUAAGAACAAUACCGAAGAGGGCAGGAAGGGUAACCUGACAGCAAGCUUGCGAGAUGCAUUUUAUCGUGUCCUCACAAUUGAGAAGUUCGAGGAUUUUGCAACCAAGCGCAAGCCAGGUGCAGGACCGAAGAAGAACGGGGGAAAUACCAAGGACUAUGCAUUCGACUCGGCAGAGAACAUUCACGACAAUUUACAUGGAUGGUGUGGUGGCGACAGGACUGACCCUGACGCGGAGGAAAAUGUUCUUUUGGGCCACAUGUCGCACGUUCCCCUCGCUGCAUUCGACCCCGUCUUUUGGCUCCAUCAUUGCAACGUCGACCGUCUUAUCGCCAUUUGGCAAAUUCUCCAUGACGAUCAAUGGUUUGUGGAUGAAGACGUACGCAACAAGGAGCAGGGAAACUUCUUCCUUGAAUUUGCCCAUCCCGGCAGGGCUACUGAUAAUCUCCGGCCCUUCCACAACAGUGAUGGAAAGUAUUUCACCUCGAACGAUGUUCGUGAAGUGACCAAAUUAGGUUACACCUACAAGGGUCUGGAAAGAUGGCUCCACAAAGGUUCAGACGGAUCAUAUGAUAAGACGGCUCACCUUGCUCAGUUGCGCGAGAGUCUACUUCUGGAUUAUGGCUCAUCUUGGAAUGCCGCUCAGAAAGCUUUCAUAUCAGAUGAUCCUGGCCAGAACACUGGUGUUGGACUCAUGAGCUUCAAAGAUUACGAGGCAGACCCAGUCGAUCUGAUCGGAGUCGACGAUUACGUUGUUGACAUUGUUUAUGAGAAAUUCGCACUCAACGGCAGAGGAUAUAGGAUCGAUAUAUUUAUUGGCAAGGUUCCAUCUCAAGCUCCUUACAUCUUCCAGGAGGUCGAUUCUCUCGUUGGCCAAGUAGUCAACUUCUCAUCCGAAGUACCUCCGGAAGAUACUCGUGGCUGUGACAACUGCCGGAAACAGCAGGCCGAAAAGGUUCAAUCCACUGGACGUGUUAUUCUUACCAACGCUCUUAUCACCCGAUUCAAGAACCAGCUGGUCCAUACGCCUUCCAGGGAGGAUGGCGUCACGGUACUGGGUGGAAUGGAUCCUGAGAAUGUCAUUCCCUUCUUGAGGGACAACCUACACUGGCGCGUGACUUCAAUGGGCAAGGACAUCGACAUUGCUAGCGAACUUCCAUCGCUCAAGGUUUCUCUUGGAGUUGGAAAGGCUGACUUUUAUGCCGAUCGUUCCAAGAUGUCACGCUUUUACGACUACAAGGAUGCGCACAUUGUGACUGAGGGACAUCCUGGUGGUGCGACGCAUGAGGAUAACAUCCAUGGGCAAGAGUAUGUCUACAAUAGACAAGAACUCUAG
This is a messenger RNA of Fusarium poae, 2166 nucleotides long. RefSeq lists its product as uncharacterized. Lineage: Eukaryota; Fungi; Ascomycota; Sordariomycetes; Hypocreales; Nectriaceae. The transcript has 6 exons. The record is from RefSeq and is a predicted model, not a curated record. The coding region runs from base 1 to 2166 and encodes 721 amino acids. Gene Ontology annotation, molecular function: oxidoreductase activity.